CGGUUCGGCUGAAAGAAACUGUCGGUUGAUUUAUUUUCGGUUUUUUCACGCAUUCCUCAUUAUGUGCAAUAAUAUCGGAGUAAUUGUAUUCGUUACAUUUUAAAUGCAGAGUUAUAUGUUCGGUUCAUGAUUUAUUCAAAGUACUGAAUUAUCGUAGUUGUGGCCGCCCCCUACGGGCUACGUAAUUUGCAAUGAAAUCAAAAUAUUUGGCUACUGCCCACUUGGCUAGCAAGUAGCAAUCUUUUAGAGUUAUAUUAUAUACAAAGUACAAAAAUACUACUUAAAUAUUUGUAUCCAUUUUGUAAUUUACGAUCGUGAUCUCGUGAUCCCGAUGCUUUAAUUUCCAUACCGAUCAUCAAAUAGCGAUGGGCGAUCCGAAUCGAUCUUUGAGAAUCGUUGGUCCAAUAAUAAACAUUUUUUGCAUAACAUGUCUUUUCAUACAAAAACGAUCAAUUUAAAGUUUAAAUAUUUAAAUAUAAAUCGUAGUAUGGUUUAGAAAUUUAAUACAUUUUCCUUUUGAUGUUGUAAUAUAUGAGUUAUAAGAACAUUGUUACUAUUAGGUAUCUAUCUGAGUUUCUGAACGAUUCAUUAGAUCGAUUCACCACCACGAAUCGUCCAUCACUAUCACCAAAUACAUUUUGAUUUUUGCGAUCCCAUCACUAUUCACUGUACACUUGAAAGUCAAACCAAAUAUUAUAAUAUAACAAUAAUAAUAUGCCUCAUACAGAUAAAAUAAUAUUAACAAUUAUUUAAUUAUUAUUAUUUUAUUGUAAAAAGUUCAUGAUUAUAGAAUGAUGAUUAAAUUUUCCACAAUAUACUAUCAAUCGUUAUCAUAGUAGACCGUAACCACGGAAUUACCGUAUUUACCGUGAACUUCGGCAAGCACUCUGACGUGCACUGACACAAAUUCUGUAGGCUGUAUUAAUAAUAGUAGGUACGUGAAAUUAUCGGAAUAUUAUCACCGUUGUCACACAAAUUGCAAGUCGCAAGGCCACAUUCCUUACCGUUAACCGAACGCACGGUGCUUGUCAUUAGUUGUUGAUUAGAAAUGUUUUAAUAUUUUCGUCAUUUAUUGUAGGUAUCUACCCAAAUUGUAGUCAUCUCGUUUCGGUCACACUCGAUACUACACGUCAACACGUAAUAAAUUAUUAAUACCUCAUAAUAAUAAUAAUAAAAUUACUUACAUAAUAUAUGCACAAUUUUUGUCGUAUUGAACGGACGACAUUCAGUGUUUGUACAAAAUAUGGCCUGUCACCCGAACGACGCCGUCAAAGUCAAUCAUCCGGACCCGAUGAAAGAAAAUUACGACAACUAUCUGCUAAUCGAUGCAGGGUCGAAUAUGGUCAACAAGAAAUUCAGCAGGGACUUAGAAUCGGUAUUGCAACGAGCAAAAGACUCGGGUUAGUGAAAAAAACCGACAAAGUGCUUGCCGUAUUUGACAUAACUACCUAGUUAAAAUAUUUUAUUCAAACAAAUUAUCUUUAAAAGUUUUACUUUCUUGGUUUUUCAGAAUUUUUAAUCACAUGGUUGGGAAGUUAAAGGGAAGGGGACAUAAUAUUAUCGACUUCAAGAGCUUACAUGUCGCAAAAAAAUUAUCUGUAUAUUAAAAUGUUAAAUACAAACCUUUAUUACAUUUUUAAAGACCUUUUUAAAAUUAAACUUCUACUCCUCAGUUGUAUGUAUAAAAAGUUAGAAAGUUACCUACCCCUAAAUUAUGUUUUUAAUCUUUUGAUUACACAACUAUAUGGUGGUUCACAAAAAAUACCUUCAUGUAGAAUUUUAUCAAAAGCAAUGGGAAGUGACGAAGUUAUAAGCUUGUGACAUAUGAAGAGACAGAAUGAUGUGCAUGAUGAAAUUAAAAGGGUUACAUUUUGACUACAAAAUUCUAAAAAUAAUUGACAAAUCAACGAUAAAAUGUUUUUAUAAUUUAAUACUUACUUGUUAAUCGUUUUAUAGGAGUUCAAAAAAUAAUCGUCCCUUGUACGUCACUUAAAACGAGCAAAGAAGCAUUAAGACUUGCCAGAAUAUACCCCGGUGCACUGUACUCAACUGCAGGUUAAUAUACCCUAAAUAUUUUCUAAUUACCUUAUAGCAAUUUAUAUCUAUCAUAUUGUUAGAUUGUAACAAGGUUAAGUUAUAACUACCUAACAAUCAAUUAUUUAACUAAAUUGACCACUGGAGUUUUAAGUUUAUAUGGAACACUUAGUACUAUGUACUAAAACAAUUGUAUAACUAUACUCUAUCCCACAAGAGAGCAUGCUGUGCGAUAACAAAAAUUGGAUGGCUCUGCGCAUACUCACCUUCAUUGGUGGCAAAAUUUGAAUGCAUGGAGGAUAUACAAUGGCCUGGUUGAUUAACAAAUGAUGCGGAGAUCCAACAUGCUCUCUCAUGGCACAGAGUAUAGAUUUUGAUCUAAACUCCUCAUAUUGGACUGUUACCAAAUUAAUGAUGGAUAAAUGGAUUAAUUAAAUAAUUCUUUAAUUUAAAAAUACAUGCAGAUAGAACAUUUAUUAAUUUAUAACUGUGAGGCCGUAAUGGCUCAUCCUCUCCUACCUACCUCCAAGUUGUACCUAAGUACUAAUACUCAAAUAGGAAUGAUUUUGUAAAUUUGAACACACAUAAAAAAUGUUUUAAAUUAACAGGCAUCCAUCCACAUGAAGCGAAAUCUUGGGAAGAUAAUUAUUAUGAUGAAUUAAAAAAUAUUGCCAAAAAUCCUGAAUGCGUAGCUAUAGGAAUUUGUGGUUUGGAUUAUAAUAAAGAUUUUUCAACACCCGAUAUGCAAAGAAAAGUUUUUGAACUACAGGUAAUAAGGACAUUUUAAUACUUAAUUAUAAGUGAAUUAAUUUAUACUUACUCUUAUAACAUUGUAUAUCAUAUGUGUUAUUAUUCGCAGACAUAUUAUGGCAACAGGUUAGAAUAAUUUAUUGUAUUAUAUUAUGCAUGUUAUUUAAAUACCUAUUAUUGUAGACUAAAAACAUUUUAAAAUUAUAUUAAACUAUGUGUUCUUGUGUAGAUAUCAUUGGCUAUAGAGAUGAAAAAACCUAUUAUGGUAAAUCAAAAAGGGGCACAUGAAGAUUUUCUGUGUAUUAUAAAAUCGCAUAUGCCUUCAUUGUUACCAGUAAUAUUACAUUCAUUUACUGGUUCUUUUGAAGAAGCUUCCCAGUACAUUGAUUUGGGAAUGUAUAUUGGAAUUUCCGGUCAGUCUUUUAAUAUGAAAUAUAUUAUUAAAAAGAAAAUUAUCUUCUUUUAAUUAUUAUUAUUUUUUUUUUUUUUUUAAAUGUGUAGGUGGUCUUUGUAAAGAUAGUUCAGGUAGUGGAUUAAAACAACUUUUGAGUACACGAAUAUUAACUUUGGAUAGAAUAUUAAUCCAAUCAGAUUCUCCAUUCAUGUAUCCUAAUGCAAGGGCAGCAAAUCUUACCGACACAGUAAAAUCUAGUCUGACACAAAGGUAUUUAUGAUUAUUACAUUUUGAGUAUAAGGUUCUUACAAGAUUCAUAUAAAUGUGUUAUUUUGAGAAAUUGAAAUAUUGUUUAAAAUUUAUUUUUUACAGAUCUCUUGGGUUCCUACAACGUUAUUGUACUUUUCACAGAAACGAACCAUGUUCAUUACCAAUUUUAGUGGAGUUAUUAGCUGCUUUUAUUAAUAAAAAACCAGAAGAAGUUGCUUUAGCUACAUCUUACAAUGCACUUAAAAUAUUUGGAAUGUCUUAAUUUUAACCAAAUGGUAAAUAAAAAAUACAGUAAAAUCUGUCUAAGAUGUAUCCUUAAUAAAUCAAAAACACUGUGCAAAACAAAUUUAAAUGGUUCUAAAACAGAAUUUUGCUUAUACAGUAAAAUUUGUAUUGUAAAAAGGGGACAUGUGAUGAACAAAAAAUUAUUUUGUAGUUCUAUUGGAGUUUUAUUUUAGACAGCUUUUAUUGAAAAUAAAAAAAAAUGUAUUGAAUUUAUGAUAAAUGUAUGGUUAUUUUUUUUAUCAAAAUUUUAAAUUAUUAAAAAUCAUGAAUUGUUUUUAAGUUAAACCAAUGACAAUAUUAUAUACUGUGCCAUUUAACAAUUUUUGUUAUAACUGC
Cinara cedri is the source of this 4069-nucleotide messenger RNA. The record is from the annotation of a GenBank genome assembly. NCBI's taxonomy places the organism in Eukaryota, Metazoa, Arthropoda, Insecta, Hemiptera, Aphididae.